AUGUUCUCGCGAACGGUCGCCUCGUCCUUCCUCCGGCAAGCCGCCCGGCCCGCCGCCGUCCGCUCCUCGGCCUCCCUCUUCCGCGCCCCCAUCUCCCCUCUCACUCCCUUCCAGGCGCGCCUGCUCUCGGACCAGACCCGGGCAGCCAUCGACAAGGCGGUCGCUUCGGCGCCGGUGGUGCUGUUCAUGAAGGGAACCCCCGAGAUGCCCCAGUGCGGCUUCUCCCGCGCCGCGAUCCAGAUCCUCGGCCUUCAGGGCGUCAACCCCGAAAAGUUUGCCGCCUUCAACGUCCUCGAGGACCCAGAGCUCCGAGAGGGAAUCAAGGAGUACUCGGACUGGCCCACGAUCCCUCAGCUCUACGUCGAGAAGGACUUUGUGGGAGGCUGCGACAUUCUCGUCUCGAUGCACCAAAACGGCGACCUGGCCAAGCUCUUUGAGGAGAAGAAGGUGAUCCUCGAGGGUGAGCUCGGCGAGAGCGACAAGAAGGAGUAG
This is a messenger RNA of Fusarium falciforme, 492 nucleotides long. Its product is annotated as Monothiol glutaredoxin-5, mitochondrial. The record is from RefSeq and is a predicted model, not a curated record. Lineage: Eukaryota; Fungi; Ascomycota; Sordariomycetes; Hypocreales; Nectriaceae. Bases 1 to 492 code for a protein of 163 amino acids. The transcript is spliced from 2 exons.